ACACCGACCAGGGACGACGUUAGACUGACGCUGGAUGUGUGGACGGAAACGGAAGCCAGAGCUGAAUGUGAAUGUGCGCGGUAUGAGCUGUAGUAGUUGGCGCCACAGUUUAGCGACAACAAAAAAGGACGCAGCAGAGCUUCUUAUAUCACUCUGAAAUAUUAGCUUUACUUUCUAAUAAUAUCCGUACAGACACGAUGAAACUCUCAGAGGGAGCCAUAGAGACGCUGACCAUGGGAGGCCAGCACCCGGACGCAAUGCUUCAGCUGCUGAACAUCCGUAAGAUGGACGGUACCAGCGGCCCACCCCGGUUCAGGAUCAUGAUGAACGACGGCCGACACACCAUGUCGUACUUCAUGCUGUCCACUCAGCUGAACUCGCUGGCCGAACAGAACCUGCUGGAACCCAACUGUGUCUGCAUGCUGAAGAAGAGUGUGACCAACGUGCUGAAGGAUGGAAGGCGAGUCAUCAUCAUCCUGGAGAUCGAGGUCAUCACGCCGGCCAAAGACGUUCCCGGGAAGCUGGGCGAGCCCACUCCCUUCGUGGAAGGUCAGGGGGGUAAAGCACCACAGGCUGCCGAGCCCGCCGCCCCGGUCCGCCCCCUGCAGCCCCAGAACGGUAAAGAGCCGGCAAACAAAGGUCCAAGCAGAGAGUUCGGGAAGAAGACCCCCUCUGCCCUGCCCAGCACCCCGGGGGGCUCCUCCAAAGUUGUGCCCAUCGCCAGCCUCAACCCCUACCAGUCCAAGUGGACCAUCCGGGCUCGCGUGACCAACCGCAGCAACAUCCGCACAUGGAGCAACUCCCGCGGGGAGGGCAAGCUCUUCUCCAUGGAGAUCGUGGACGAGAGUGGAGAAAUCCGCAUCACAGGUUUCAACCAGGAGGUGGACAAGUUCUACAAUCUGAUCGAGGUCGGAAAGGUGUACUACAUGUCCAAGGGCACCCUGAAGAUCGCCAACAAGCAGUACUCGUCGACGAAGAACGACUACGAGAUGACACUGAACGGCGAGUCGUCCAUCAUCCCCUGCGACGACGCCAGCGACCUGCCCGUGGCCCUCUGCAGCUUUGUGGCCAUCAGCGAUCUGGCGUCGCACGAGAAGGACGCGGUGCUGGAUGUGAUCGGGGUGUGUAAGAGCGUGGACGAGCUGACCCGCCUCACCACCAAGGCCAGCCGCGAGGUCUCCAAGAGGACCUUCAACCUGAUGGACCAGUCCGGCUGCACCGUGUCCGUCACCCUGUGGGGGGAGGAGGCGGAGAACUUUGACGGCUCGGCGCAGCCCAUCGUGGCCAUCAAGGGGGCCAAGCUGUCGGACUUUGGCGGGCGUUCCCUGUCGGCGUCCUUCAGCAGCACAGUGAUGAUCAACCCGGACCUCCCAGAGGCCUUCAAGCUGCGUGGCUGGUACGACAAGGAGGGUCAUGCCGUGGAGGGCCAGUCCCUGACGGAGGCGCGGGGUAGUGGUGGUGGCACCACCAACUGGAAGACCCUGAGCGACGUGAAGACGGAGCACCUGGGGCAUGGAGACAAGGCGGACUAUUUCAACAGCAUCGCCACCAUAGUGUACCUGCGUAAGGAGAACUGCCUGUACCAGGCCUGCCCCAGCCCGGACUGCAACAAGAAGGUGGUGGACCAGCAGAACGGCAUGUACCGUUGUGAGAAGUGUGACAAAGAGUUCCCCAACUUCAAGUACCGGCUCAUCCUGUCUGCCAACAUCGCGGACUACGGAGACAACCAAUGGGUGACGUGCUUCCAGGAGAGCGCCGAGGCCAUCCUGGGCCAGAACGCGGCUUACCUGGGGCAGCUUAAGGACUCGAACGAGGCGGCGUUCGAGGAGAUCUUCCAGCAGGCCAACUUCCACACGUUCGUGUUCCGCAGCCGAGUCAAGCUGGAGACGUACAACGACGAGUCUCGGAUCAAGGCUACGGUGAUGGACGUGAAGCCGGUCGACCACAAGGAGUACAGCAAGAGACUGAUCAUGAACAUCCGCAAAAUGGCCGUCUAGGGGAGCUCUGUCUCUGUAUCGGUCUGUGUUAAUAGCUUGUUUUCUUUGUGUUUUCCUUCUAAACAACUGACGGCUGCUGCCCUGUUUCAGCUCCUUUACCUUAAACCCUAAUUUCCCCGCUCUUCACCUUGUAAGCCGUCACAGGACGUAAAGGAGCGCUGGUUUAACUCUGGGCUGUGUUGACUGCUUUCUGUUUGUACAUAACUGGUUUGUAGAUUAAUGGGUCUCUAUGGAGCUCCGAAGAUAACGACACGUUUGAGUUCAAAUAAAAAUGGUUCAACAGAUAAUAAG
This is a messenger RNA of Gadus morhua (Atlantic cod), 2288 nucleotides long. RefSeq names its product replication protein A1 (gene rpa1). Gene Ontology annotation, biological process: DNA replication; DNA repair; DNA recombination. Gene Ontology annotation, cellular component: nucleus. The coding region runs from base 198 to 1997 and encodes 599 amino acids. The transcript has 17 exons. Gene Ontology annotation, molecular function: DNA binding. The record is from RefSeq and is a predicted model, not a curated record. Lineage: Eukaryota; Metazoa; Chordata; Actinopteri; Gadiformes; Gadidae.